AUCACCGAGUCUGAAUCAUUCAGUCUUGUCUCCGAUCAUUCAACGACGGGGAGCCUAGUCAAGGUGACAUUAUCUUGAUCAACAGCGCUGCGCAAAGUGUUUCUUACUUGGGUUUUGCUUUAAUGCUGUUCUCACUUCCGCACGUCCCUGCGGUGCUGCCGUCACAAUGUGGAACAAAAAUGACAUUCAUUUGAUGCGGGAAGAUUUGCUUUAACGAGGCCCAUGUUUCCCUGCUGACCUAUCAGGUCGUGUGCUGGCAGCUGCUCUGGCGCCUUCCCAAACAUGGAGCUUGGCGACACGCAAUCAUGUGACACGCCGAAGCUUGAGAGGCUCCAAACUCUUCUCUUUUCUGCUGAGAAGGAGGUAGACAAUGCGCGCCGCUCCCGGAUAAUCGCCACUCGCCUGCUUGGCUUUCUUGAGGCUCAAACAACGUCCUAUGAAGAUGAGGCGUAUCUUGACAGCCUCAGGGAGCAGGCAUGUUCGCAGCUUCAAAAGGCCAGGGAUAAGCACAUUUCCCUGGACGCAAGGUCAAUCCUGGAAAGUGCUGGCGUCCCUGAUACCUUCGGUUUUGGAGUCAAUGGAGCACUGGACCUGAGCAGCUUGAGGGAGUGUGAACCGUUUGGGACGAUACUAAGCAAUGCAGAAAUUCUGCAGAACAAGAGAAAUCGACAGUCGAAAGCAACAUCAAGCUCCGCAUUGAUCCAAAAGGUACCACCUCCGCAAUCAGUCCCUCAAAUCUUUCAAGCCCCAACAGUGCCUGACAGAACCACCUACCGUCAGUCCAAACUACCUUCUCUCUACACCCCAUCUGCAAACCGGCAGACAUCUUACUCUGCACAAAAGGCUGCUUCUGUGAAAGCAGAGAGCGAUGCCAGUCAGCCAAGGGUACAAAUUCUUUCGUCAUAUGCGGGGUUCUCCAAGCAGAAAACUCAGCCACUGUGGAGCAGAGGUGCAAACAAGGUUGGCGACAAUGAUGAUGAUGACGAGAUGGAGUUUGACAACGCUGCCAGGCGAAAACGAUCCGAGCUCCAGGAAGAUUUGAGUCCAGUUGAGGCGCAUCGCUCAAAGCAGAGCAAACGGCGGCUGUCAGAUGAAGACGACGAGAUAGAAGAAGUUGGCCCGACGGACUUCAUGUCAGCAAAACAGAAGCUCGUCAUCGAGAAUGCGAAGAAAGGUCUCCACAGCCGGAAUGUCAACCCGCCUCAGCAAGGCUUCAAGCCGCCUGCCAUGAAGAGGGGUGUCAGGGGCGCCUUCAUUCCUCCAAUCAAGUCUGGAGGUACAGCCCCGCGCAAGCCGGACAAAGGAGCAGAGCAAGGAGGGGAUGAAGAGAGCGAGGCUACCCGGAAGCUUCUGGAGAGCCUGGCGGGGCCUGACGGGGAGCUUCCAGACAGGAUCAAGAACAUUGAGCCGAGACUGCUUGAGCACAUCAGCAACGAGAUCAUUGACAAGGCGCCGAAUGUGACCUGGGGCGACAUUGCUGGAUUGGGCCACGCCAAGAAAAGCAUACAAGAGCUCGUCGUGUGGCCGUUGAAGCGACCCGAUCUGUUUGCUGGAGUGCGCUCCCCUGGCAAGGGCCUCCUUCUCUUCGGACCACCGGGUACGGGGAAGACGCUGCUCGGCAAAGCCAUUGCGGCCGAGGCCAACGCGACUUUCUUCUCAAUUUCGGCUAGCUCCCUCACGAGCAAGUGGAUUGGAGAAGGCGAAAAGCUCGUGCGCGCUCUGUUUGGGGUCGCGGGGUGUCGGCAGCCAGCCGUGAUCUUCAUCGACGAAGUCGAUUCGUUGCUUUCUCAGCGUAAAUCGGACGGCGAGCACGAGUCCAGCCGGCGGCUGAAGACGGAGUUCCUGGUCCAGAUGGAGGGCUGCUGCGGCGGCGACGAGCGCGUGCUGCUUAUAGGGGCUACGAAUAGGCCUCAGGAGCUGGACGAAGCUGCACGGCGGCGGCUCUCGAAGCGGCUGUACAUUCCUCUGCCGACUGCUGGUGCUCGAGCCGCUAUCGUCCAGAACCUGCUCCAGAAGGACGGCCUCAUGAACCUUUCGGACAGCGACAUGGACAGCAUCCGAGCAAAGACGAAAGGUUACUCGGGAUCCGACGUCAAGAACCUGGUCAAGGAGGCGUCCUUAGGCCCUUUGCGAGAGGCUGCGAUGAUGCAUGGGAACAUCGACACCGUGACGAGGGACCAGAUGCGGCCCAUCACCCUCAGCGACUUUGAAAACGCCCUCCAUCAAGUCCGAGCGUCUGUGUCGCCAGACGAGUUGCUUGCUUACCAGGAUUGGAACAAGCAGUUUGGCAGUUUGGCCGUAGGGGAGGAUGAAGCAGAGAUAGAUUAGGGCCCGGCAUUGAGUCGGUAGAAAGAUGCUGCAGAAUCGUUUCUGAGCAGAUUGCGUGUCCUUUGUAACCACCUUCAGUCUGCUCGUGAGGGUCUUUGUCCAUCAGCUCGACAGAGGUUGGUUUCAUCUGUCAAUGGUUGGGUGCUCCCGACGGUAGGUGAUUGAUUCACGCGCGGCCUCCACGAGCGUAAUUGAGGAG
Molecule: messenger RNA, 2527 nt
Organism: Klebsormidium nitens
Lineage: Eukaryota; Viridiplantae; Streptophyta; Klebsormidiophyceae; Klebsormidiales; Klebsormidiaceae
Source: the annotation of a GenBank genome assembly